AUGGAUGGCCGCGACUUCGCGCCGCCGCCGCCGCAUCUGCUGCCGGAGCGCGGGAGCCUGGGCCACCGCAGCGCCGCCGCCGCCGCGCGCCUCGCCCCGGCCGGGCCGGCCGCGCAGCCCCCGGCGCCUUUCCAGCCGGGAAAGUACUUCGCGUCGCCGCUGCCCGUGGCUCCGCACACAGCCAGCAGCCGCUUGAUGGGCAGUUCCCCGGCCGCCUCGUUCAUGGGCAGCUUCCUCACCAGCAGCCUGGGCACAGCGGCCCCCUCGCACCCCAGCGGCCCUGCCUCCUCCCCCUCGGAGCAGACCUACCGCGGCCCCCACCCCGCCGCCUCCCAGAUCUGGUUUUCCCACUCCCAUGAAGCUCCAGGAUACCCCAGAUUUUCGGGGAGUCUGGCGUCUACCUUCCUACCCGUGAGCCACUUGGAUCACCAUGGGAACGGCAGCGUUCUGUACGGGCAGCCUCGUUUCUAUGGAGCCCAGAAAGACAACUUCUACCUGCGCAACCUGCCCCCCCAGCCUGCGCUGCUGCCCGCCAACCACAGCUUCCCGGGCGUGGCCCGCGCCGGCUCCUGCAGCCGGGACCGGGCUGAGGCCGGCUCCCUGCAGAAGGGCCCCAAGGAGUUUGACCGCUUCCUCGUGGGCAAGGACAAGGCCGGCCAGGUGGCCGAGGGCAAGGACGAGGACAGCGGCAAGGAUCGGCACAGGCUGGUGCUGCCGGUGCCGGCCGACGGGCACUGCAAGGAGGGCCGCCCCAAGCACCUGGCCUCCUGCCUGCUCAACGCCAAGGUGCUCACCGGCGAGGCAGGCAAGGCCGCGCUGCCCACCUGCGCGGGGGCCGUGCUGGGGUGGCCAGGCGCGAGCCCGGCGCCUGCUGGUCGCUGCACCAAGGAGGCGGCGGGCCCCGCCGAGCCAGGGCCUGCCUUCGGCGAGUGCCUGGAGCGGCGGCAGAUGCUGCACCAUGCCGUGUCCUACACAGUGCCCUCUGGCCUGCCUGCUGGGCCGCCCCCGCCCCUCAGCUCAGCCAGCGGCUCCUUCCCCUGCCUGCAGCUGCACGCCGGCCCGGACGGGCUCUGCCCGCUGCAGGACAAAGCCCCCCGGGACCUGAAGGCCAGUGGGCCCACCUUCGUGCCUUCCGUGGGACACCUGGCCGACAAGAGCCGCCCCUGCCAGGCGGCCGAGGCCUGCGCCGUGGCUGUGGAGGGCAAGGAGCGGCACCUGGAGGGGGCCAUGGCGCCCGACCACGCCGUGUCCUACGGUGUCUCCUACGCCCAGCUGAAGGCCGAGGGCAAGGGUGAGCGGCGGCCCGGGGGCUUCGAGACCGGCCUCAACCCACGCCUCAAGGGCCUGGAGUAUCUUGGCAGCUCCGGCCCGGAGGACGCCUUCCCCGGGCUGCCCCAGGGUGCCCAGGACAAGGGCAGCUAUUUCGAGUGGCCCCCCACCGCCCCCUCGCAGGACUGCGCCCGGUCCAGCCACCAGGACCCACUGCUGGGAAAGGCCACACAGGCCUGCUGCACCUUGGACAGGGCCGCCAAGGAGGCCCCUGCGGGCCCCACCGGGGUCCAGAAAGUGGCCCGCGUCCGGCAUCAGCAGCACCCAGCGGGCCCGGAGGCGGAACCAGGGGCGGUCGGGGCCGAGGUGAAGCGCAAGUCCCUGGAGCUGGCGUCCCUGGGCUACGGCGGACCCCACCUGCCUCCGUGGGGCGUGCAGGCUGGCCAGGGCCCCACGGCGGCCGGCGGCGAGGAGCGCAAGGGCGGUGCCUACCUGGACCCCUUCGGCAGCGGCCUGCAGCCAGCGGCCCUCCUACCCCAGGAGCUGCCCGCGCCGCCCGACGAGGUCUCAGCCAUGAAGAACCUGCUCCAGUACAGCAACCAGGCGCUGGCUGUGGGCCAGAAGCUGCCCUUCGUGGGCCUGGGUGGGCUCAAGGCCAGCUGCGUCCAGCAGGAAGCCAAGUUCCCGGCCUCCAAGGGUUUGGGCCCGGCAGACAGGCCCGACUGUGCCCGUAGCCGGGAGCACGAUACCGGGCACGGAGACGGGGAGGUACGGCAGCCCCCUGUGGGCAUUGCCGUGGCCUUGGCCCGGCAGAAGGACACGGUGGGUCGGCCCGAGGUGGCCUACGGCACCAACACUGGACGGCAGGGCCGGGCCGCCCCCACCUUCAAAGCUGGCAGUGGGCCCCGUGCCACACACGCGCUGGACUUGGAAGCCGAGGAGGAGAGGACACGGCUGUGCGAUGACCGCCUGGGGCUGGCCGGCCGUGAGCUGCUGCAGGACAGCAAAGACCUCGUGGAGUUUGCCCGGCUCCGCCCGUCCAGCAGCUGCCCGGGAGACCUGGGCCCCCACCUCCUGAUGCAGAGCGGCCAGCUGGGCGGGGACCCCGCCCCGCCUCCGCCCUGGCUGCCCCGCACCCGUAGCCCCUCCUUGUGGAUGGGAGGACACUCCUACGGCCUCAGCCACCCUGCCCUGCACCAGAACCUGCCUCCCGGCUUCCCCGCCUCCGUGCCCGGCUCCAUGCCCUCCGUGUUCCCCCUCCCCCAGGACGCCCCCACACAGCUGGUCAUCCUGCCCUCGGAGCCCACGCCCCACGCCGCUCCUCACGCACUUGCUGACGUCAUGGACCAGGCCUCGCUGUGGCCCCCCAUGUACGGGGGCCGUGGCCACACCUCGCACAUGCAGCCCCCGGGCCAGCUCCCCGUCUACUCGAGGUCACAGCUGCUGCGGCAGCAGAGGGCGGCACAGGCGCUGGAGCUGCCUCGGGCCCCCCAGUUCCAGCGAAAGCCGGAGGAUCACCGCCCGGAGCCAGAGAUGCCGGCCGCAGACAGGGCCCCGACGUCCACCCACAAGCCAGUUGCCUUAACCCCCACGGCCAAGGGCGCUUCCUUGUUUGCUGCUGCCGCCGCCGCAGGCCCAGCCAGGCUGUCGCCCUGCUGCCACUCACCCAACCCGAAGCCCCCCGCCCGGUGCCCCACCCCACCGCCGCGCCCCAGUGCCCCCUGCACUUUACCCGUCUGCCCUGCCAGCAGCCCUGGGCCCAGCCCCAAGGUGCCCAGCGCCGAGGACAAGAGCGGGGAGGGCCGGCGGCCCGGAGCUGACCUCACCACCUUGGAGCCAGACCUGCCUCCUGGAUGCCCACACCCCUCGCCCGGCAUGGGCUUCGCCUCCCUGCCCGUGGACACACUGUCUGACCUCGUGGGCCCCGAAACUAUGCAAACCACCCCCCGGGUGGCCCCGCCCGAGCCCACGGGGGCCUUCCUGCCUGUGGGGCCGCCCCCCUGCCGCCCCAGGAGCCUGCAGGAGCCUGGGCCACUCUCGGGGGCCGGGGAGCCCACCCAGGACCUUGUCACCGCGCCCCACCCUGCCGAGCGGGGUCCCCCGGGGAAGGCGGCAGCCCCCAGCCCCCGAGAGGGGCUACAGGAACUGCAGCGUGGGGCCCUCGUCGAGGCCAGCAGCCCCGAGGCCCCUGGCCAGGCCCGUUCUACUCAGGGAGGGGGGCAGGAGGAGAGGACCACGGAGCAGCAGCGCGAGGAGGGGGAGCAGGGGCCUGCGUCCGAGGCCCACGCCCCAGCCCCGGAGCCGCCAGCGGGGAGCCCGGGCACCCUCGGGGGGCACGAGGAGGGCAUGUGCCAGGUGCCCGAGGCGGCCAGGCCAGGGGAAGGAAGUGUGGAGGACUUGGAGGACUGGGCAGCGCCUUCUGAGAGCAGCUGUACGCCCAGGGCGCUGCCGGGCCUGGACGCCCUGGUGGCCGCCGCUGUCGACCUGGGAGACCUGCCCAGCGUGGACCCGCCGGGCGCCUGGCUCCCCAGUGCCACGCCCACGCCCUGCAGCUCAGGGAUGCACGGGAUCGCCCUGCUCAGCGAGCUGGCCGAGCUGGAGGCACAGAGGCAGCGGAGCGAGCGGGCAACGCACGCGGAGGACGUGCUGGCCUUCAACCUGCAGCACCUGGCCACGCUGGCCACGGCCUGGUCUCUGGUGGAAGCUGCCGGCCUGGACAGUGCAGCCGCCUCGGCCCAGCCCCAAGCUGCCGACCCCCGUGGCGGCCCCAGGCUGACGCCUCGCAUGCGGAUUCUGCGGCGCAAGGAGACCUGGGCCCCCAAGACCAAGCCUGUGUGCCCCCUGAAGACCGCCAUCGACCAGCUGGACACCCAGGAGGUGGAGAUGCGCGUGCAGCUGGCGGAGCUGCAGCGGCGCUACAAGGAGAAGCAGCGGGAGCUGGCGCGGCUGCAGCGCAAGCGUGACCACGAGAGAGACGAGAGCUCCCGCAGCCCAGCUCGGCGGGGGCCCGGCCGGCCCAGGAAGCGCAAACACUCCAGCUCGCUGCCCGCCCUGCGCCCCGGGGGCCAGCUGGCCCGGCGUGACAGCAAGAAAGUCAGGGCCGUGCGGGCCAGCCUGAGUCUGCUGUGUGCGGAGCUGCGCGGCUCCAGCGAGCCCCCGAAGAAGCGGAACAGACUGGAGAAGAGCAUGUAUGCGGGGCUGCAGGCCGCGGAGAAGGUGCGGUGCAGGAAGCUUGGCGGCCAGCGCGAGCUGGCAUCCGCCGUGGCCCAGCUGAAGCCCAAGGCCAGGGCCCAGGCGCUGCCUGCCGGCCUUGGCCCCUUUCAGCGGAAGGAGGCCGCCCCGGGGGGACGCGUCCCCAAGAAGCUGUCCCGGGCCAAGAGCGCCAGGGCGGCCACUGGGCACCCACGGGCUGGCGGCGACGGCAGGGAGACAGCCACAUUCCCCGCCACACCAGCCACGGCCCGGACGUCCGACGCAGGCAACGGCUACGACAGCGAGGACUGCCAGGCCCUCCUGGGCACGGACGCCGCCCGCAAGGAGCCCGGGCUGCUCCUGCACGCGGGGGCCGGCACGGCCAUGCUGGGGCCGUCCCCCUCGUCGGUGGUCAAGAUGGAAGCCAACCAGAAGGCCAGGAAGAAGAAGGAGAGGCAGGGACUGCUGGGGGCCUGCCGCCUGUCCAGCCCCGAGGGCGAGGUCAAGGUCAAGAGAAGGACCGGGAAAGUGAACGUGGGCACCCAGCUGGAGCGGGCACCAGGCCGGCGGCCCCCAGGAGCCGCAGGCAAGGAGAAAGCCAAGGGGAAGGCCAAGGCCGGCCUGCGGCCAGAGCCAGGGGCUGCCCCCAGCAGGGACGCACUCUUCGGGCCUGCCCGGGCCUUCUGCCGCGGGGAGGGCAGCAAGCUGGCCAGCGAGCGGCUCCAGAGGGCCACGCGCAGGAGCGCCGUGCUACAGCCGGCACUGCGGAGGAAGAACGGUGCGCUGUCCAUCACCCUGUCGGCCCGCAACGCCAAGGCCGUCCUGGGGAAGGGCAGGAAGGCGGGCAAGGUGAAAACCAAACCCUCCGGCAAGCAGGGCCAGGGCCGGGCCAUGAGCCGGCUGCUGGAGAGCCUGGCCGGCGACAACGACUUCCAGGUCGAGGACAACAGCAGCUUCUCCGAGGAGGACGAGGAUGAGGCGGCGUCGGCCCGCGGGCCCCUGAGCGCGGAGCAGAGCGCGGCCCUGGCGCGCUCCUGCACCAUCCACAAGGAGGACCUGCAGGACGGGCUGCCCGUGCUCAUCCCCAAGGAGGACAGCCUGCUGUACGCGGGCAGCGUCCGGACCCUGCAGCCGCCGGACAUCUACAGCAUCGUCAUCGAGGGCGAGAGAGGCAACCGGCAGCGCAUCUACUCGCUGGAGCAGCUGCUGCAGGAGGCGGUCCUGGAUGUCCGGCCGCAGUCCAGCCGGUACCUCCCGCCCGGCACACGGGUCUGCGCCUACUGGAGCCAGAAGUCUCGGUGCCUGUACCCAGGCAACGUGAUCCGAGGAGCCUCGAGCGAUGAGGACGAGGGCCUGGACUCGGUGGUGGUGGAGUUUGACGACGGGGACACCGGCCACAUCGCCGUCUCCAACAUCCGGCUGUUGCCGCCCGACUUCAAGAUCCAGUGCACAGAGCCCUCUCCAGCCCUGCUGGUGCCCAGCAGCUGCCGGAGGCCCAGGAAGGCGAGCAGCGAGGCGCCCCCGCCCGGCGGAGCCCCCGCCCCCAGCCUGUCGCCCAAGCUGCAGGACUGCCCGGACACCCCCAAGACCCCUGGGAAGAAAUCCAUCGGCAAAGACAAGGCCGGCAAAGCCGAGCUCCUGACCUCAGGUGCCAAACCCCCCGCAGGGGCCUCGGAGCACUUCCUGGGCCGCCGGUGCGGCCCCCUGCUGAGCUGGUCGGCCGUGGCACAGAGCAAGCGCAGGGCGGCUGCGGCCGGCAGGGCCCCCGGGCUGCUGCAGAACCUCUUCCAGCUCCACGGUGGCGCCAGGAAACUGCGGGCCCGCGAGGCCCUGUUCCCCGUGCACAGCGUGGCCGCGCCUGUGUUCGGCAACGGCUUCCGCGCCGACUCCUUCAGCAGCCUGGCCAGCUCCUACGCACCCUUCCUGGGCGGCGGGGCCGGCCCGGGGCUGCCCGGCGGCGCCCACAAGCUGCUGCGGGCCAGGAAGGCGGAGCGGGCAGAGGCCGAGCGGGCCGGGCGGCGGCGGGCGGGCGGCGAGUUCCCCGUCAAGCUGGACCACGAGGGCGUGACCUCCCCCAAGACCAAGAACUGCAAGGCGCUGCUCGUGGGCGACAAAGACUGCGGCCCCCGGCUGCCACGGCCCCUGCCCGGCCCUGGCUACGCGCACCCGGCCCUCGUGGGCAAGGACAAGAAGGGGCGGGCGCCCGUGCACCCGCUGCCCGUGGGGCUGGCCCUGCGCAAGUACGCGGGCCAGGCCGACUUCCCCCUGCCCUGCGACAGCGACUGCCACAGCUCCUACUCCGACGAGGACGAGCUGGGGCUGGCGGCCGCCGUGCCGCCGCGCUUCCUCGCCCGCCUGCCCACCUCGUCCUCCUCCUCCGGCUCCUCCACCUCCUCCUCCUCGGGCUCCGUGUCCACGUCCAGCCUCUGCUCCUCGGACAACGAGGACUCCUCCUACAGCUCGGACGACGAGGACCCCGCCCUGCUGCUGCAGACCCGGCUGGCCCAGCCCGUGCCCGCCCUCCUGGCCCAGCCCGAGGCCCUGCGCUCCAAGGCAGCCAGCCCCCACGCCCACGCCCCGCGCUGCUUCCUGUCCAGGGCCUCGGCGGCCGGCGUGGGCGCGGGCGCUGGGCCCGGCGGCGGUGGCAGCGGUGGCAGGGCCAAGCUCAAGUGCAAGGAGGCCCUGAGCUUCUGCAGAGCCAGAGAGGCCUCCCGGAGGCCGCGGCUGCCGUCCGCGGAGAACCGGCCAAAGAUCUCCGCCUUCCUGCCCGCCCGGCAGCUGUGGGAGUGGUCAGGGAACCCCACGCAGAGGCGUGGCAUGAAGGGCAAGGCCAGGAAGCUGUUCUACAAGGCCAUCGUGCGGGGCAGUGAGACCCUGCGCGUCGGGGACUGCGCCGUCUUCCUGUCGGCUGGAAGGCCCAACCUGCCCUACAUCGGCCGCAUCGAGAGCAUGUGGGAGUCGUGGGCCAGCAACAUGGUGGUCAAGGUCAAGUGGUUCUACCACCCCGAGGAGACCAAGCUGGGAAAGAGGCAGAGCGACGGCAAGCACGCUCUGUACCAGUCGCAGCACGAGGACGAGAACGACGUGCAGAGCAUCUCACACAAGUGCCAGGUGGUGAGCCGGGAGCAGUACCAGCAGCUGAGCCGCAGCCGGCGCGGCCGGGACCGCCAGGACCUCUACUACCUGGCGGGCACCUACGACCCCACCACCGGCCGCCUGGUGACGGCCGAGGGCGUGCCGGUCCUCUGCUGAGCCGCCCUGCCCCAGCCGUCCUCGGGAGAGUAGAAUCCAAGCCAUAUUUCUAGUACCUCGGACCGGCUCCCGCCUGGAAAAGCAGGGAUCAGGUGUGUUAUUUAUUUCUCUGUAAAUAUCGUGUUCUGGGGGGUUUUACGGACACAGCGGAAACGGACUUCCCCGCCCUGGGGACGAGGGUGCGUGCGUGUGCGUGUGCGUGUGUGUGUGCGCGUACGUGUGUUGGGGUUCUGUUCCGGGGUUUUCUUUGGAAAUGCACUGUUCUCGGCCGCUGGGGCGGCAGGCGGGGGGAGGGGCGGGGCCCCAGGGGUCACCCCCGGGGACAGCUGUGUGGGCGGGAAGUCGCUCAUCCGUGUAGACAAAGGCUUCCGGAAGCCAGAGCAGAGUCCGCCAGCCACAAGGAUCUUACCUCUGUUUCCUACGACAAAGACGAACAAAUCCCUCCGGCGCAGGCUCCCCUCUCCCCUGAAUAUUCCAAGUGUCGCUGGGGCCGCUCCGGCCGGCUCCUGCCCCUCCCCAGUCCUGACCCAGGGUCCGAGCCCCUUCCUCGGCUCCAGGAUGCUGGGCCCCCUUUUUCCAGGGCCCUGGAAAGAGACCCCUCCCCUUGUGACCCGUCCCAGCCCCCAGGAGGGCUUGAGCGUCACUCCUGCGGGAGGCCCCUGCCCUCUCCUCUUUCCCCCACCUCCACCCCUGGGAGCCGUGGCACGGAGGGCAGCUUGGUGGGCUUGCGCCGGGGGCGGGGACCCCCAUGCCCACAUGCAGGGCCCCCCACCCCUCCCCCGGGCCCACCUGUAAGCCCCAGGACCAGCUCUGUGUGGACACAGCCUGGGAAUGGCAGGUGUAGGUGGGCGCCCGGCCCCUGCCCGCAGGCCAGUUCAGGCUGACCCAGAGCCCCUCCCACCCCUCCCCGCUGCCCCCCAUUCCUGCGGCUCCACAGGAGGGGCCGGUGGGCGAGUGGGGGUCCCGUCUCCGUCUUGGCACGAGUGCAAUAUUCAUUCCUGGUGGCGUUGGGGGACGUGGGGUGAGGGAGCCGGCCGGGCCUCGUGGCUGCCGCUCCGUGCGGGCCGGCCUCUGCCCUCCGUCUGCCCGAGCCGGCAGCCGCGAGACGUGUAAAUGUGUAACGAAGAGGAGGGUUGGAUUUUUUUUCAAUGUAAACACUAAAAACAAACAAAAACACAGGUUUUAUGAACAGCAGACUAUGUAAAGGCAUUUUAGUAUUAAAUUUUUUAUUGAUAACUUGCUUAAGGAUAAAUAUGUAAACUCUUGUCAGGUCCUCCCUCCACCGGGAUCUGCGUCAUCUGGGCUGCCCCGGCCGGAGACCCCCAGGGCCAGGGCCCCUCUCCUGGGCGGCGU
Molecule: messenger RNA, 9066 nt
Organism: Lepus europaeus (European hare)
Lineage: Eukaryota; Metazoa; Chordata; Mammalia; Lagomorpha; Leporidae
Gene: BAHCC1
Product: BAH domain and coiled-coil containing 1
Exons: 27
Coding region: 1-7713 (2570 amino acids)
Molecular function (GO): chromatin binding
Source: RefSeq, a predicted model, not a curated record